Molecule: messenger RNA, 553 nt
Organism: Frankliniella occidentalis (western flower thrips)
Lineage: Eukaryota; Metazoa; Arthropoda; Insecta; Thysanoptera; Thripidae
Product: keratin-associated protein 19-2-like
Exons: 3
Coding region: 47-436 (129 amino acids)
Source: RefSeq, a predicted model, not a curated record
CACUCAGUCCUGCUCAGCCCAGCGACCAGCGACAUCAACCACAGCCAUGGCGAACGGAACCCUCCGAGUGCUGGUGCUCGCCGCGGUGGCCUGCGCGGUGAUGAGCUCGACCAACGGUCUGCCGCGGCCGGCCCCCGGCCCAGCGCCCGCCCCCCGCCCCGCCGGCCCCGCCCCCGCUGGACUCGCCCCCGGUGGUGCCCCCGGCGGCGCCGAGGCCGACGCGCAGGGCAGCGGUGACCUCAAGACGGCCGCCUCGCACUACGGCGGCUACGGCGGCUACGGCGGAUGGGGCGGCUACGGCUACGGCGGCUACGGGGGCUACGGCGGCUACGGCUGGGGCUACCCCCACCGCGUGUACGGUCUGUACGGAGGCUACCCCUUCGACGGCUACUACGGAUGGGGCCAUGGCGGCUACGGCUACCCCUUCUUCCACUGAGGCCCUCUCACCGACUUCCACCACGACCAUCGCUACCACCUCUACCGAGCUCUCUCCGACGACUCUGCUACCCACCAACGAAGACAUUUGCAAAUAAAGCCUCGUGUUUAAAACACA